AAGAUAGUUGUGACAUUUGAGGUACACGUGCGUGAAAUAACGGCACGCGCCGCCGGUUUCUUAUCGGGUGAAAACUGCAUUCUCCGGAGAAAGUGUCACUGUUUUUUCUCGACGAGAGAAAUAAGUGUUAAAAGUGAAGUGAGCAUGAUCUAAUGCAGAGUAUCGUUUCGAAUUGGAUGGGACUCUUUUAAAACGAGCUAAAUCAUGGAACAUCAUCUUCACGAAAGAGACAGAGUGGGAGUCCAAGAUGCUGUCCUUCUAGAAGAUUACACAAGUGAAGAUGCUUUCGUAGACAAUUUAAAUAAGAGAUUUAAGGAAGAUGUGAUAUAUACUUAUAUUGGACCAGUUUUAAUAUCAGUAAAUCCAUACAGGGAACUCAAUAUAUACGGGCCUAAGGAUGUUAAAGAAUAUGACAAUAAACAUUUUUUCGAAGUUCCACCACAUGUAUUUGCCAUUACGGAUACAGCGUACCGAUCACUGAAAGAAGAAAAUCGAGAACAAUGCAUAUUAAUUUCAGGUGAAUCCGGUGCAGGGAAAACGGAAGCCUCCAAGAAAGUUUUGCAGUACAUUGCUGAAGUUACAGACCACAAAGGAGAAGUAGAAAGGGUCAAAGAUAAAUUAUUAUUCUCUAAUCCUGUUCUAGAAGCAUUUGGUAAUGCAAAGACGAAUCGUAAUGACAACUCCAGUCGAUUUGGAAAGUACAUGGACAUUCAGUUUAAUUUUGAGGGAAAUCCGGUAGGAGGAAACAUUUUAAAUUACUUAUUAGAAAAAUCGCGAGUUAUAAGUCAGGUAUCUGGAGAGAGAAACUUUCAUAUUUUCUAUCAGCUAAUUAUUGGAGCUGAUGAUACGUUACUGAACAAACUGUUCCUCAAAAGAAAUUUAGGAUCAUAUUAUUAUUUGUCUAAUGGGGUGAAUGGAAAUACAGCAGGCAUUUAUGAUCAGAAAGAUUUUAAUGAAGUUACAAGGGCCUUAAAUACUUUGGAAUUCACGGAACAAGAACAAACCGAAAUGUUCUCGAUUAUAUCAGCAAUAUUACAUUUAGGCAACAUUGGUUUUUCUGAAGAAGAAGGAAAAUCAACCAUACUUAAACCUGAAAUAGUCGAUACUGUUAGUAAGCUCCUUAAUUGUGACUCUGGAGAAUUGAAACAUGCACUGACUCAUCGCACCAUUGAAACUAUACUAGACGUAGUAGUCAGUCCGUUAAAUAGGGAACUGUCAAUAUAUGCGAGAGACGCUCUUGCGAAAGCUGUUUAUGACAGACUAUUUACCUGGUUGGUGACUCGACUUAAUUCUUCACUUCAACCAAAAGAAAAAAGAUCUAAUACUGUAAUGGGUAUUCUGGAUAUAUACGGAUUUGAAAUAUUUGAAAAAAAUAGUUUUGAACAACUCUGCAUUAAUUUUUGCAACGAAAAACUGCAACAGCUAUUUAUCGAAUUAACUCUUAAAUCGGAACAAGAAGAGUAUGAAAAGGAAGGUAUACAGUGGACGCAUGUGGAAUAUUUUGACAAUAAAAUUAUUUGUGAACUAAUUGAAGAAAAACAUAAAGGAUUAAUAGCCUUUAUGGAUGAAGAAUGCCUUAGGCCUGGAGAACCAAACGAUAAAAGUCUGUUAGCCAAGCUCAACUAUAAACUUAGUUACCAUCCGCAUUAUAUAGGUCAUGAAAAGGCGGACAUUAAAUUACAGAAAAUUAUGGGUAGAGACGAAUUCCGGCUUAUUCACUAUGCUGGGUCUGUGACUUAUAACAUUAAAUCAUUUUUGGAAAAAAACAAUGACCUCUUGUUUCGCGAUUUGAGAGAAGCGAUGACCAAUUCAACAAACAAUAUCAUACAAGCAGUAUUUUUAGAAUCAGAACAGAAAAGCAAGAAGCGACCAGAAACAGCAAUUACACAAUUUAAAAAUUCAGUAAAUAAUCUAAUGAGCAUACUAAGGGAUAAAGAGCCUUCGUAUAUCAGAUGUAUAAAACCAAAUGAUACCAAAAGUCCAGGUGUUUUUGAUGAAGAACUUGUAAAACAUCAAAUAAAAUAUCUGGGACUGAUGGAAAAUUUGCGCGUAAGGAGAGCUGGAUUUGCAUACCGAAGAGUUUAUGAACGUUUCUUACAAAGAUACAAAAGUCUGUCUAAAGAAACAUGGCCAAAUUACCAUGGAAAUGCUAAGGAUGGAGUUCAAAUCUUAGCUUGUCAACUUGGCUAUGAAAAAGAUGAUUACCAAAUGGGAAAAACGAAGAUUUUCAUCAGGCGCCCACAGACACUUUUCCAAACUGAGGACGCUUUCCAGUUAAAGAAACAUGAACUUGCUUCUAUUAUUCAGGCAUCAUGGAAAGGUUUAAUGCAAAGGAGAAGAUACUUAAAAAUGAAGGAAGCGGCCAUUUUUAUUCAGAAAAAUAUAAGAAGGUUUUUGGCAAUUCGACUGGCACAAAAAAGACGAAGGGCAGCUAAUACGAUUAGAAGAUUUAUUAAAGGAUUCAUUACAAGAAAUGGAGAACCUACAGCGGAAAAUCGUGCCUUUUUGUGUAUGGCAAAAGUUCAGUGGUUACAUAGAUUGGCCAAAUCCCUUCCAAAGAAAAUACUUUACAGGAAACCUUGGCCACCCUGCCCUUAUGUCUGCAGGGAGGCGUCGGCAUAUUUAGAAAAGCUUUAUGGAGCUCACUUAUCUAGGGUUUACCGUUUAAAACUUACGCCAGAAAGGAAGCAACAAUUCGAACUAAAAGUAUUAGCAGAAAAAUUGUUCAAAGAUAAAAAGAAGAGUUAUGCUGCAAGUGUGCCUAAUUUAUUUAUAUUCGAUAGAGUACCUCAAACCUGUUUAGCUUUAAAACAAGGUUAUACUGCAACUUUAAAUGGAGACAAAGAGAUUUAUUCGACUAGUGUAAUAAAAUAUGACCGACAUGGUUACAAGCCUAGAGAACGCAUUCUACUAAUAAGUAAACAAAAUUUACAUUUAUUGGAAUGCAAAGGUUCCGUAAAACAAAAACAUUGUCUUCCAUUAAAAAGUCUGACUUUUACUGUAUCACCAGAAAAUGACAAAAUGCUCGUAAUUCAAAUACCUGAAGAAUUCAUGAAGAAAGAUAAGGGAGAUCUUAUUUUGGAAGUACCUUAUUUGAUAGAAGCUAUUACGAUGAUUAUCGACACAAUAAAAGAUCCAGAGGCACUAACCAUUAUUGAUAAAUCCCAUAUUGAACACAACAUGAAAGGUAAACAAGGUACUAUUGAUAUACAAGUAGGAAAUCCUGAAAGGAUUCAUAAAGACAAAAGUGGCCACCUAUUAAUUGUUGUAUCGCCCUAAAUGAGGAGAAUCACCCAUCAACACUGGUAAAAACCAAACUGACUCGUUUAUGAAACCCGUCAGUAUAAACA
This is a messenger RNA of Anoplophora glabripennis (Asian longhorned beetle), 3350 nucleotides long. RefSeq names its product myosin-IB. Gene Ontology annotation, molecular function: ATP binding; microfilament motor activity; actin filament binding. The transcript is spliced from 19 exons. Gene Ontology annotation, biological process: actin filament organization; vesicle transport along actin filament. The record is from RefSeq and is a predicted model, not a curated record. Gene Ontology annotation, cellular component: actin cytoskeleton; myosin complex; plasma membrane. The coding region runs from base 205 to 3279 and encodes 1024 amino acids. Lineage: Eukaryota; Metazoa; Arthropoda; Insecta; Coleoptera; Cerambycidae.